UCGAGCUUCCUCGUUUUCGCGAAUGAUCGUCGGCAGCGACGACGUUUCCGCUGAGCGAAGAGACCUGUCACACGGUGGACCGUGGCAUCCGCGCGCGUCGAUGCCCUUACCGGGUCGUUCCUGAGAGACCCACAGUGUUGCACACAUAUGAAAUGGGUAGUGCUUGGUGGCAGUGCGCAGCGUGUUUGAGAGCUCAGGAAGAAGAUAUCUGUGAGCUGCAACUGAAUCACUGUAAUCUCUAUGAUGUACCACCUGAUGUGUUCAUUUAUGAAAGAACAUUGGAAAAGUUAUAUCUCGAUGCCAAUAGAAUAAAGGAUCUUCCCAGGCCGCUAUUUCAGUGCCACGAGUUGAGAGUGCUUUCACUUAGCGAUAAUGAAAUUACUACAUUACCACCCGCCAUAGCAUCAUUAAUCAACUUGGAAUACUUAGAUCUCAGCAAAAAUAGUAUAAAAGAGUUGCCGGACAGUAUAAAAGAAUGCAAGAGUCUUCGGUCCAUAGACAUCAGCGUCAAUCCCUUCGAACGUUUUCCGGACGCUAUAACGCAUAUCGUCGGUUUGCGCGAGCUUUACAUAAACGACGCGUACAUCGAGUACCUGCCGGCGAAUUUCGGACGAUUGUCAGCCUUGAGAACGCUCGAGCUGCGAGAGAACAACAUGAUGACGUUGCCUAAAAGUAUGAGCCGUUUGGUAAACUUGCAGAGGCUCGAUAUCGGCAACAAUGACUUUACUGAAUUGCCCGAAGUCGUUGGGGAUCUCAUUAAUCUCACGGAGCUGUGGAUCGACGGCAACGAUAUCAGGCGUAUUCCGGCUAACGUCGAGCAGCUUUACCGUCUGAAUCACUUCGAUUGCACGAUGAACGCGAUACACGCGCUCCCGAUGGAGGUACGCGGUUGGCGCGACAUCGCGAUCAUGAAUCUGUCCUCGAACGAGAUGUAUGAGUUGCCCGACACAAUGUGUUACCUGCGCACGAUUGUCACCCUCAAGAUCGACGACAAUCAACUGAACGCACUGCCGAACGACAUCGGCCAGAUGUCAAGCUUAGAGGAGCUUAUAGUCACUAAGAACUUUCUCGAGUACUUGCCGUCUUCGAUAGGCUUGCUGCGCAAGCUUCAUUGUCUCAACGCGGACAAUAAUUAUUUGCGCGCGCUGCCGGCCGAGAUCGGUAGCUGCGCGUCGUUAUCCCUGCUCUCCUUGCGAUCGAACAAUUUGACGCGCGUGCCGCCGGAACUGGGCCACCUCUCCUCGCUUCGGGUGCUCAAUCUCGUUAACAAUUGCAUCAAGUUCCUGCCGGUUUCCAUGCUGAAUCUCAGCAAUCUGAAGGCGUUGUGGCUGAGCGACAAUCAAAGCCAACCGUUGGUGCCGCUGCAGCAAGAGUUUAAUUGCGAAGAGGACAUGAUGGUAUUAAGUUGCUUCAUGCUGCCACAGAAGCCGCGACAGGAUUUGGAGCAGAUAGCACAGACUGCAGGACGACCGAUUUCGAGUUCGAUCAUUGGAACCGGUAAGAGAAUAUGUUUCGCUGCUGAGGUAGAUUCCGAGAUCCCCAGGCAACUUCAUCGAGCACCGACCCCUUAUCCCAAGGAGCUGCGCAAUCUCGCCAAGCACGCUCGUAACUUGCAUCACCCAUCCAUCAUCGAUCAAAAAAAUAUGUCCUCGUCCGCACUUUCUGUUGACUAUCACACGGCGAAAAAUCACAAGAGCAACAAAUCAGCUGUCGAAUCCGGAGCGACGGAGUACCCGGUGUCGGAGGAGUCGUCCGACGAGGCGAACAAGAUCGUUCUGGCGAAAGAGAAGAGCCCGGACAUCCGAGAGGCCAAGUACAUCCGCAAUCCCACGUCCGAUUACGUUGUGCGCGCGUUGACGGUCGACGAUUACGUCAACUCCACGUGGAAGCCGGACGAGUACUCCAAGGCGAACACGGCGAAGAUAGUGGAGUCCGAGAAGUUCAUCGAGCCCUACAGAACCACGACGACGCCCGUCGACGUGACGGACGGCGGCAAGUACGAGGAGCAAACGCGGGUGAACGUUCCGCCCGUUCCGCCGCCGUACCACAUCGCGGCAGCGUUCUCGAAGAAGGCCGCGUUCUUCCAGCAGUUAAACAAACCGACCGAGGCCGAUCCGUACUUGUCUCCGUCUUCGUCACCUUACAAUUCUCCGUUGAAUUCGGCCGGUGCGUUUCCGGACGCGCCAAAACAAAACAACAACGCGGAGACAAACUCGAAGGUUGAGGACUACACGUCCGUGCCGGGCAAUCGGAACUCCGUCAACUCGAUGAACAACGGCCGGAUGGAUUCCCUCGAGCAACGAACGACAAUCGCGGAUCGAAAUUGCGCGUCAAAUCCCGAUUCCGGCUUGGCUGGUCCCGAGCAAAACGAUCGGGCGAACUUCAAACCGAGCAAAAUUCCCGUUCUUCGAACAAAGCACACGGACAAUCUGAACGAGACGAACGCGAUGAAAAGUUCCUCCUCGACGGACGACGUUGUUAGAGCGAACGCGUACUCCAGCAUACCCACGUCGCCGAUCACCGGGAAGAAGUAUCGGAGCCCGUUGUCGACAUCGGUGAAGCUCGAUCGCUCAAGAAAGUUAACGAACGGGAAUGUAUCGAACAACAACUCGUGCGAGAUCAACUCGACCAGUUUGCUCAACGCGAACGUCGAUCGAACGAACGUCGUUACGUCUGUCGAGAUGAGCGUCGCCGAGGAAUCGAGCGUCGCGCAUCCCGCUGUCGCCAAAAGCGAGACCAACUGCGGCGGCCGAGACACGCCGAAUCUCAACGCGAACAGUAACUCUCGGAGCGACAACGUUGACAACUGCAAGGAACACGCGAGUGUCAACGAGACGAGAAACGAGACGCCGGAGAAGAAGCCGAAGUUCAAGUGGAUGUUCGGACCGCACAAAAACGCUAAUGUGCUGCCUGUUCAAGUGAAGAAGAACCCAGGUCUCGGCUUCAGCAUAGCUGGCGGCGUAGCGGGCGCGGAAACCGGAAUAAUCGUGACGAAGGUGAAUCCCGACGGUCCGGCUCAGGGCACUCUUCGGCCGGGGGACAAGAUCCUGGAGGUGGACGGCAUCGACUUCACCAAAUCCGAUCACAACAACGCCGUGGCCGUUCUGCGCGCCACCGGUGCUGUCGUGUCCAUGAUGAUAAGUCGCCACCAAUGAUCAUUGUGAGUUAUUCGAGAAAGAAAAGAAAUCGA
Molecule: messenger RNA, 3190 nt
Organism: Pseudomyrmex gracilis
Lineage: Eukaryota; Metazoa; Arthropoda; Insecta; Hymenoptera; Formicidae
Gene: Lap1
Product: protein lap1
Exons: 10
Coding region: 153-3155 (1000 amino acids)
Biological process (GO): neurotransmitter receptor transport, endosome to postsynaptic membrane; neurotransmitter receptor transport postsynaptic membrane to endosome
Cellular component (GO): postsynaptic membrane; adherens junction; postsynaptic density
Molecular function (GO): protein binding
Source: RefSeq, a predicted model, not a curated record